Penicillium bovifimosum is the source of this 1341-nucleotide messenger RNA. RefSeq lists its product as uncharacterized. The transcript is spliced from 4 exons. Gene Ontology annotation, molecular function: siRNA binding. Gene Ontology annotation, biological process: regulatory ncRNA-mediated heterochromatin formation. Lineage: Eukaryota; Fungi; Ascomycota; Eurotiomycetes; Eurotiales; Aspergillaceae. The record is from RefSeq and is a predicted model, not a curated record. Bases 1 to 1341 code for a protein of 446 amino acids. Gene Ontology annotation, cellular component: nucleus.
AUGGUGCUUUGCUUCACUGAGGAUCUUCUCCCAAAGGAUCCGGUUUAUCCUGAUGAUUUAGAGAAGCUCGGGUUCUUCCUCACUAAAGAUGAUAAAGUCCGCUAUAUUGUCGCUCCCGAUCAGGGCCCUCGCUACAAGAUCGACCGCAAUGAUCGCGUGAACAGGGUGCACAUUGAGGCGUUGCACGGGAGCCUCAGAAAACUCGUCAUUCAACGACUUGCCGGGCUCAACAUGGAUGUCGUGAAGCUCCCUAGUAGCGGCCCGAAUGCUCCCAUCAUCGGGUCGCGCAACUUUAACACUGCCAGUAGGGUUGUUGUCUACUUCGGCGAGGUCAUUGAAGACCUUGGCGUCUUCUCGUUCCGUGAUAUAUGCGAUGAUGGGCUCGAUUUUGGAUCCGCUGUUGGCCUCGCAAAAGCCAUUCUUCACGGGCAGAAAGACUCAGCGACAACAGCUCUCAUCCUGGCAAACGCGGGCCAGCACGUCUGGCAUAAUGGGAGCGAUGUUGCAAUGACCUCGGCCAGUUUUAAUAACAGGGCUCAGUCUUAUAUUGUCGAGAACCAGCGUCCGGCAAAUUCUAGCAACAUAGUCGCUAACAAUAAGUCCCUCAAUGCACAUGUCCGCUACAUUUUCGAGGACAUUUUGAUGCCCCAUCUUCCAGUUGGGGCCAAGAUUGAUGUCCUUGGCAUGUCUGAAGGUGGGACUGCUGCUAUGAGCUACCUGGCUAAGCGCUGGAACAUCUGGGCACCUCACGUUUCUUGCAUGGCCCUUGUCAACCCCGAAGCUUUGAGCAACGACCUUGACAUGGGUGAAGCUACUGACUCGAAGUCCUUUGCUCAUUUUUUCCAGACUCGUUGCCGUGCCUGGAUCCUCUCCGAUUCGCCUAUCGGAACACUUGUGGAUUUUCGUGAUAUCUAUGGUUGCAACACCUACUCCUGUGGUGAAGACAGGAAGUCUUCCUGUAUGAUCACUCGUGGCUUAGGUCACAUCUGCAGCUGGAUGAAGAUCAUGAACCAGUGUCCACUGGCGAGAGAGGCUUCCAGCGUGGUUCCAGGUAGUGAGUCCAAGUCGAGCCGAGGACACGUUGGUGCAAUCCCUAAACCAACCGACACUCGUCCUUCCUUGGUCAAAAGAUUCGAGGUCGAUGACCGUCUCGUCAUUGAGCGCUUCUCUGAGUACAUGACUGCCGCGUGGCUCACUGCGGAUGUCAUUGACAUUGUCUCGCGUCUUUCCGAGGUCGAUCAGGCCAAUGGCGAUGAGGCUGCGGUGGCAAUUGACGAGGCGACAGAAGUCAGUGACAAGGCCGAAGCCCGAACGGAGUCUGAUGGUGGCCCUGUUAUGUGA